Penicillium verrucosum is the source of this 615-nucleotide messenger RNA. RefSeq lists its product as uncharacterized. The record is from RefSeq and is a predicted model, not a curated record. Bases 1 to 615 code for a protein of 204 amino acids. The transcript has a single exon. NCBI's taxonomy places the organism in Eukaryota, Fungi, Ascomycota, Eurotiomycetes, Eurotiales, Aspergillaceae.
AUGAAGUUCGCAACUGUCACAUAUCUUUCUCUUCUCCUGGUGGGGGACGGCUUGGCUAUGCCUCUUUCGCCGUUCGAAAAUUCACUUGCAGUCACUGCAAGCCCGUUGUCCGAGCAGACUUUGCCUCUUACCGCUAGGGAUGCUAUUGGAGCAGUGACCCAGCGCGACCCUCGCGAGGACGCCAAGGACAGCAAGGUCAAGCGCGACCCUCGCGAGGAUGCCAAGGACAGCAAGGUCAAGCGCGACCCUCGCGAGGACGCCAAGGACAGCAAGGUCAAGCGCGACCCUCGCGAGGACGCCAAGGACAGCAAGGUCAAGCGGGACCCUCGCGAGGAUGCCAAGGACAGCAAGGUCAAGCGGGACCCUCGCGAGGAUGCCAAGGACAGCAAGGUCAAGCGCGACCCUCGCGAGGACGCCAAGGACAGCAAGGUCAAGCGCGACCCUCGCGAGGACGCCAAGGACAGCAAGGUCAAGCGGGACCCUCGCGAGGAUGCCAAGGACAGCAAGGUCAAGCGGGACCCUCGCGAGGAUGCCAAGGACAGCAAGGUCAAGCGCGACCCUCGCGAGGACGCCAAGGACAGCAAGGUCAAGCGCGAUAUUGUUGAGCAUGUGUGA